This is a messenger RNA of Hylaeus volcanicus, 991 nucleotides long. RefSeq names its product hydrocephalus-inducing protein homolog. The annotation marks the transcript as partial. Lineage: Eukaryota; Metazoa; Arthropoda; Insecta; Hymenoptera; Colletidae. Gene Ontology annotation, cellular component: axoneme. The transcript has 5 exons. Gene Ontology annotation, biological process: cilium movement; axonemal central apparatus assembly. The record is from RefSeq and is a predicted model, not a curated record.
UUCAUUAUUUGAUGCACUUUGAACAAUCGAAAUGCGUAAAGGUUAUUUUAUAAUCGUUGCAGGGUACGCUGCUGUUCAAGUUACCAGAUGGAGCAGCCCCCUUGGUGUAUUCUCUUCGCGGCAGCAGCCUUCCUCCUCAAGCUCUGGCUAAAAUUCACCGACGAUUCCCUGCGAAAACGAAAUACACGGAAUUGUUACCCGUUCACAAUUGGCUCCACAGACACCAAAGAUUCCAAUGCGAAAUCGAACCACUGAUGACUCACAACGCAAAAACGAAGAUUCCCCUUUAUUAUUUCACUGGCAACAACAGAAUCGACGUUCCAGCGAGGAGCCAACGAGACUAUCGCGCAGUGUUCUACUCCUACGCAGAAUCGCAUUUUUAUUUCAAAGCGACGUUCACGACCGAAGACAAGGAGUAUCAGUUCUACGAAGUCGAGUACGAAGUCACGGAACCGGAAGUGCUCGAAACUAUCAAAUUGACAACUUCGGUAAGGUCUCAGGUGUGUCACGCUUUGAAACUGGAGAAUCCUCUGGAAAGCUCCAUAAUGUACACGGCCAAGUGCGACGAUCCUUUCGUUUUCAUUCGUGAUAUGCCAAAGACUGUGCUUCCGUUAUCUCACGAAUUCGUCGAUGUGCAAUAUUACCCAAUGCUGCCAUCAGAGACUAUAGCCAUACUCGAAGUUAAUUGCCACGAACUCGGGCGUUUCCUAUACGAAUUACGUUUGAAAGCCUCACCAGCACUACCGGAAAAAGUGACGCGCGUGAGCGCAACUCUGGGAACCACCAGCACGUUUCCGCUUCCUGUGAAGAACUGCACCGAGCAGAGAACUGAAUUCACGAUACAAGUUGAUAACGACUGUUUCGCGAGUCCACGAAUCAUAGUGGUACCAGAAUUCCACGUUGGCAUGAUCGAGGUCGUUUACGAGCCAUGCGACGUCGAGACCGUCGCUGCUACCUUAACUGCAUCGUCGAAGAUUGCUGGAGACUUUGU